Messenger RNA from Trematomus bernacchii (emerald rockcod), 1392 nucleotides. RefSeq names its product enkurin domain containing 1 (gene enkd1). Bases 65 to 1132 code for a protein of 355 amino acids. The record is from RefSeq and is a predicted model, not a curated record. Gene Ontology annotation, cellular component: cytoplasmic microtubule. The transcript is spliced from 8 exons. NCBI's taxonomy places the organism in Eukaryota, Metazoa, Chordata, Actinopteri, Perciformes, Nototheniidae.
CGGCGUCAUCGCUCUGCGUGAACAAAAUCCUCAGUGAUAAACAACAGGACAAAUAAAGCUUCAGAUGUGUGAAGGACCUUCAUCGAUAUCUGGGCCAAUUCCCCCAGAUCCUUCUCUGUUUCCACAGUACUACAAGCGACCUGCUUCAGCACGUGGCCGUUUAGAGGGAAACGACAUUGGGAGUGUGGCCCUCCUCUCAGGGCCGCUCGCUCCAGAUCCUGUGUUGUACCCUCGCUGCUAUAGUGCCCGUACCCCAUCACAUCCUCCCCGUAUCGGCCCUAAUGCCACCCAUAUUCUUGAACGCGGACAGAGAGGGGUAGUUGGGGAACUACUCAAACUAGGGGGUGUCUCUAUCAGCCCUGUUCCCAAACAGAAACCGCGAGUACAUGACUUUGGUAAAGAGAAUGUGCGUCGGCUUAGGGAGAUUCAGAGGCGCUGCAAAGAGCAGGAGUCAGAGAGGGCACUGUCUCGUCCAGCUCCAGUCAAAGCUCUUUGGACCUCCUCCAAAUACGAGAACGUCCCAUCCAGGGUGAUGGUCCAACUACAGGUUUCUAGUCCAACUUCUAAACCACAGUGUCAAAACUUUCUGAAGGCCCAUUCUACUGCUCCACCAAGACCACGCUCUAAAAACUCUCCUGUAACUUUACAACGGCGGACCUCCUGCAACUCCAUACAGGACCACGACUUGCAAUUACAGGUGCAAGGCCAGACGAUAGACUUCGUAAAACAUAAUGCCCAUUCUGCAGGAAAAACUGGGAUGCGUCGGUCCCAGUCAUUGACCAACCUUAGAGAUAAGCCUGUGCCCAUGGCAGUUAAGGGACAGGUGCCUCAAUAUCUGGAGGAAAGGAAGGAGAGAUGGCAAAUAGAGGAGGAAGAGAAGAGGAGGAACGCCCCUGAUCCUACAGCCCCGACUGGUCACACGCUGAUGCCUGAAAAUAAGAGACAGGAGACACUGAAGUCCCUCAAAGAGACCCAUCGCUCACUGGUGACUGAGCUGUUGUCACUCCCUCUCAAAGCUGACAAUCUGAGUAUUCGCUCACGUCGGGCUCAUCUGGAUUCUAGGCUUUCUGAAAUUGAGGAAGCCAUAAAAAUAUUCUCCAAGGACAAAGUUUAUGUGAAAAUAGAUUCCUAACAAAUUAGAAUAUGGAGAAGGUCCUGUAUAUGUACUGCUUCAUUGAGCAUCAUGUAAAAUAAUGCUGAACUUGUAGAAGUCAUGAUUAUUUAUACGUUAGCAAUUUUCAUUUCUAUAAUACGAGUGAUUAUUCCAUAAGGUCAACCAUUGAGGCUACUGAUAAUCAGUUACUUAAAGAACAAUUUACAUGCUACUAGAACCUACCAGAUACAAUGUUAACUGUAGGCUACAUUAAAAACUGUUCCUUUGGUAAAAACCUU